This is a messenger RNA of Argentina anserina (silverweed cinquefoil), 833 nucleotides long. RefSeq names its product membrane protein PM19L-like. The transcript is spliced from 4 exons. The coding region runs from base 141 to 578 and encodes 145 amino acids. The record is from RefSeq and is a predicted model, not a curated record. NCBI's taxonomy places the organism in Eukaryota, Viridiplantae, Streptophyta, Magnoliopsida, Rosales, Rosaceae.
ACCGCUGUGUCCUUUUCUGCAUCAACAUGAAUCAUCAAGUAUAAAUAUAAACCUCGGUAAAGUCCCUUUGGCCGUGCGUUGAGGUUUGCAGUUUAGCUUGUAUUCUGACAAUAGCGCUCGGAAGAGUUGGUAAGAAUUUCAUGGCUCCCCUUCUAGCAGUGAACCUGGUGAUUCAUCUCAUCGUGGUUGGAUUGGCAGGUUGGUCACUUGAUAAGUACAUCGACGGCGAACAAAAUCACCCACAUUUGGGAGGGAAUACAUCGACUAGCUUCAUGUUGAUCUUUGCUCUCAUUGCCGGAGCGUUUGGUGCUUGUUCUGUGAUCGUAGGAAUAAUGCAUCAGCGGGCAUGGCAGCACGAAAGCCAUGCUGCUGCAGCUUCUCUAGCCAUCAUUUCCUGGGCUAUGAUAGCACUGGCUUUCGGUUUUGUAUGCAAGGAGGUCAUAUUAGGGAGACACAGAGGAAAACGACUGCAAACAUUGGAACUUCUUAUUGUAAUAUCACUGCUAAGCCAGUUGCUCUACUUGGUGCUACUGAAUGCCGGGCUGUUCAAGAGGAGAUAUGGACCAACUGUAAUCUGAGUUCUAUGCCUCUCACUACUAGUUAUCUCUUAGCUGAUAGCACGGUUUGUUUUGUAAAUCUGUUUUAAGAGCUUGUAAAAUUCCCUACGUACAUUUUGCUUGCCGGAGCAUCAAAGAGAUACCUAUGAUGGAACUAUGGGACAAUGAGGAAGAAAAAGACAUAACAAUGGAACUAUGGAAGGCGGCAAUAUAAAGAAAUAUUGGGAGAAAGCAUAACGUUAUAAAGCCAAUCUCCAUAAACACAAGAUGGCAGCA